Molecule: messenger RNA, 987 nt
Organism: Artibeus jamaicensis (Jamaican fruit-eating bat)
Lineage: Eukaryota; Metazoa; Chordata; Mammalia; Chiroptera; Phyllostomidae
Gene: SIGLEC15
Product: sialic acid binding Ig like lectin 15
Exons: 6
Coding region: 1-987 (328 amino acids)
Biological process (GO): regulation of actin cytoskeleton organization; regulation of osteoclast development; regulation of bone resorption
Cellular component (GO): plasma membrane
Source: RefSeq, a predicted model, not a curated record
AUGGAAGGGUCCAUCCGGUUCCUGGCCUGCUUGGUGUACAUCCUCCCGAUGGGAUCAUUUGUGAGAACUAAAAGAGAUACCACCAGGAACUCGCUCAACACAGAGGAGCACAGUGCCCCCGCGCAGCGCUGGUCCAUGCAGGUGCCGGCCGAGGUGAGCGCGGCGGCGGGCGAGGCGGCCGUGCUGCCCUGCACCUUCACGCACCCGCACCGCCACUACGACGGGCCGCUGACGGCCAUCUGGCGCGCGGGCGAGCCCUACGCGGGCCCGCAGGUGUUCCGCUGCGCCGCGGCGCGGGGCAGCGAGCUCUGCCAGACGGCGCUGAGCCUGCACGGCCGCUUCCACCUGCUGGGCAACCCGCGCCGCAACGACCUCUCGCUGCGCGUGGAGCGCCUCGCCCUGGCCGACGAGGGCCGCUACUUCUGCCGCGUCGAGUUCGCCGGCGACAUCCAUGACCGCUACGAGAGCCGCCACGGUGUCCGGCUCCGCGUGACCGCCGCCCCCAGGAUCGUCAACAUCUCGGUGCUGCCCGGUCCUGCGCAUACCUUCCGCGCACUCUGCACGGCCGAAGGGGAGCCUCCGCCCGCUCUAGCCUGGUCUGGCCCAGUUCUGGACAACCUCUCAACUGCCCGGCAGGGCCCGGGUCAGGGUCACGGCCACCAGGUGACCGCCGAGCUGCCCGCGCUCGCCUACGACGGCCGCUACACAUGCACAGCCUCUAACAGCUUGGGCCGCGCAGAGGCCAGCGUCUACUUGUUCCGCUUCCACGGCGCUUCCGGGGCCUCAGCGAUCACCCUCCUGCUCAGUGCGCUGGGCCUCAAGGUGCUGCUGCUGCUGGGAGUGGUGGCGGCUUACACCGCGCACCGCCGCCUAGAGCAUCCGGCCACCCAGGACACCCCACCACGGCCUCAGGCCCAGGAGUCCAAUUACGAGAAUUUGAACCAGAUGAGCCCCCGGAGCCCACGGGCAGCCACAUGUUCACCCUGA